Lampris incognitus (smalleye Pacific opah) is the source of this 2424-nucleotide messenger RNA. RefSeq names its product UTP6 small subunit processome component (gene utp6). The transcript is spliced from 19 exons. The record is from RefSeq and is a predicted model, not a curated record. Bases 109 to 1896 code for a protein of 595 amino acids. Gene Ontology annotation, cellular component: small-subunit processome; Pwp2p-containing subcomplex of 90S preribosome. Gene Ontology annotation, biological process: maturation of SSU-rRNA from tricistronic rRNA transcript (SSU-rRNA, 5.8S rRNA, LSU-rRNA). Gene Ontology annotation, molecular function: snoRNA binding; protein binding. NCBI's taxonomy places the organism in Eukaryota, Metazoa, Chordata, Actinopteri, Lampriformes, Lampridae.
GUGGUGCGCGCCGUGCUUGGGUUUUGCGCUUACUUACUUAUUUGUUAAUACUCAAUAACGCUUACAUCGUUUGCAAGAUUUACCUGAAGUCUCCGCGGAGACACAAACAUGGCGGAGGUCGUUCAACAGCGAAUCGAGGAGAGAAUUCCCCAGUUGGAGCAAUUGGAAAGAGUGGGACUGUUCGCCAAAGAAGAAGUGAAAUCAAUAAUUAAGAAAGCAACGGCCCUAGAAUACAAGCUUCACAGGUUAAUCGUGAGAAAAGAGGAUUUCAUUGGAUACAUUCAGUAUGAAAUCAACGUGUUAGAGCUGAUUAAGAAGAGAAGAGCGCAUAUACAUUAUCAAUUUAAAAAAGAGGAGAUUGAGUACCCCAUCAUCCAAAGAAUAAAUGGUGUCUUCCGAAGAGCAACAAAAAAGUGGAAGGAUGAUGUGCGGCUUUGGCUUUCUCAAGUAGCUUUCUGUAAGAAAUGGGCCAGCAAGAAUCAGCUGAGUAAAGUGUUCUCGGCCAUGCUUGCCAUUCACCCUGACAAACCAGCCCUGUGGAUUAUGGCAGCCAAAAAUGAGCUGGAGGACAGGAGUUCUUCAGAAAGUGCCAGGCAUCUGUUUCUGAGAGCUCUGCGCUUCCAUCCACACAACAAGAAGGUCUAUCAGGAGUACUUUCGUAUGGAGCUGUUGCAUGCAGAGAAACUGAGGAAGCAGCAAGAAGAACUAAAGAAGGCUGAGAGUGACUUGGGUGAAUAUGAGUUCUCUCCAGAGAUUCUGUCCGGGAAACUGGCUGAGAUUGUAUAUAAAAACGCUACAGAGAAAAUCCAAGGAGCUGAAUUUACCCUCUCGUUAUUCAACAUUGCAAGCAUCUUCGACUUCACCAAAGAACUCCAGGAUAGCAUCCUUCAAGACUUGCGCACCAAGUACACAGAGGACAGCGCAACAUGGGAUUUCAUGGCUAAACGAGAGCUGGAGGCUCCUGGGGCAGGUGAGGAGCUGCAGAGCGCCAAGGGGAGAGCCUCUGACAUUGCUCGGAGAGAGGGGCGCUGCUGCCAGGUCUAUGAGGAGGGUGUCAAGACCCUUAACACAGAGCCUAUGUGGACGUGCUAUGUUUCCUUUUGUUUGGAACGUUUCAAAAGGAAGACCAAUAUCCAGGAGCUGAACGACAGGAGGCAGGAGAGGCUGCUAGGAGUGCUUCAGCGUGCUCACGACUCCUCACUGCUGAAGGAGGAUUAUUACAAGAACUGGCUGCAGAUCCUGCUUUCACACGGAGAUGCUGAUCGAGUGACCAGGGUCGCCAUGGCAGCCACACAGCGCUACAGCCAAUCAGUGACAGUGUGGAGCUUGAGCCUGCAGACAUUAAUGCAACUGGGUAGUGAAGGCGUGGACAGCAUGUUUCAGGAAGCUCUUGCACACAUUAGUCCCAAGGAGAGUCUACCACUGUGGCAGCUCCAGGUACAGUGGAGUGAGACCUACCAGAGUCUUGAGGAGACAGAAGCCCUUUUCAAGAGGGGUCUGGUGUCUACAGUGGAGGCGGUUUCCAUGACAAUGAAAGAGCACUACCUUGAUUGGUCGUAUAAGACCGGAGGCUACAAGAAAGCAAGGAAGACUUUUAUUAGUUUACAUGAAAAUCGGCCCUUCUCAAAGGUGUUUUUCACUAGAAUGAUCCAGAUUGAGAAGGAAAAAGAGAAUCCAAAGAUGAGCAACCUGAGAGACUACUAUGAGAGAGCCCUGCGAGAGUUUGGUUCCUCAGAUCACGAUCUGUGGCUCGAGUACAUCCAGGAGGAGCUGGGACCAUGGGGUCAGCCUGAGAAUUGUGGCAAGCUUCACUGGAGAGCGAUGAAGCUGCUGGAGGGGGAGAGUGUGGAGAAAUUCACUUCCAAGUAUACCCUAAUUCAGACUGGACACAUCUAAAUUCAUCAGCCAUGUCCAAACUAGAUACCAAGUGCAGGACUAAUGAUGGAAUAAAUGAGUUUUGUUUUUUUUACACCAUGGUCUCUGUAUUUGGUGUCUAGAUGAUGGACAGAUGGACGAGCAAACUUUUAAAAUGGGACAAAUGCUUGUUUCGACCAAAUGGUUACCCCAGUCAUGAAGAAUGUUGAUUGUAUUCCAGCCCAGGAUUUGUUAACUUCCUGAAAUUUGGAUCUCACCAAUGUAACUGCUAAACCUCAAUGCACACCAGGAGGUGCACUACUCAUUCUAGCUCUAAGGUCCCAUUUGCAGAAAAUGUUUUAUUUACAUCAUCCUCUUCAGUACUUCACUGUUUCGAGCUUUGGAUUGCAAAGUUUUACUUUAUUUACAUUUUAUACACAGUAUAUAUUCAUGGUUUAUGGUGCCAUUGUGUGACUUUUGAAGAUGUGGAAGCUCCAGUUUAUUUGGAAGAUUUUCACAUUUUUGCAUGUUGAGCUGACAAAUGUUGAGGCGGAAUUAAAUUGUUCUUUA